UACAUUAGCGGUCAGACCAGUCAGAUGUUACCGUGCUUAGAUUUACCUUCAUGGGACUGUGUCUGUGAAGCGCGUUCUAAUACGGAGGAUUUUUUGGCCUGGUAACAUGAUUAGCUAGAGAGCUACAGCACACAAUCAAGACAUCUCCAUUCAAGAAAGAUACGUUAGCGGUCAAUUUACAUAAUUUAGCAGAUGCCUUUAUCCAAAGUGACAUAAAAAUCAAGGAUCAGAAGUGUUUGGUUCUAACAGUGUUUCGGUGGUCAGAGUCAAGGAAUGACCGUCACAUCUCGCCCCAGCAUGCCGUCUAACGUGGAGAUCAAGGCCAGGGUGAACGACUACAGCCUAUUCGCUGAGAGGGCCGGCCAGCUCAGCCAAUCAGAGGGCGUAGUGAUCCGUCAGCAAGACACCUUCUUCAACUGCAGCAACGGACGGCUGAAACUGAGAAACCUGAUGGAUGGGAGUGGCCAGUUGAUCUUCUAUGAGAGACCAGACUGUGACGGUCCUAAACUGUCGCGUUACUCCAUCUCCCCCACCCAGGACCCUGAGGGGCUGAGGGUGGUGCUAGCAGAUGCUCUGGGUAUCAAAGGGGAGGUGAGGAAGGAGAGAAGGCUGUUCCUGGUGGGCCAGACCAGAGUUCAUCUAGACACAGUGGAAGGACUGGGACACUACAUGGAGCUGGAGGUGGUGAUGAGGGAGGACCAGAGCCCUGAGGAGGGAGAGCAGGUGGCUCGAGGCCUGAUGGAGCAGCUUGCGGUGGGGCAGGACAGCCUGGUGACCGGAGCCUAUAUGGACCUACUGAUAGAGGCAGCGGCCUAGGCUCUCACACACACACACACUAUAUGCACUACACACAUUCUACACAAACGUUACACACACACACUUCUUUUGUACUGUACUUUGUUUGUGUGAUGACACACUGUAACUUCUGUAUAUAGUUCUGGGAUCGUUGAAGUGUUUCCUUAAUAAAACUCUUGCUGACCUUGGU
Messenger RNA from Osmerus eperlanus (European smelt), 985 nucleotides. RefSeq lists its product as uncharacterized. Lineage: Eukaryota; Metazoa; Chordata; Actinopteri; Osmeriformes; Osmeridae. The transcript has 5 exons. Bases 274 to 816 code for a protein of 180 amino acids. The record is from RefSeq and is a predicted model, not a curated record.